AUGUGCUGCCCAGAUGUGCUGCCCACCCCCACCUUCCUCCUAGGACUCAUGUGCUUGACAGCUUUCAGCAACUUUGCCAGGACUUCUGCAGACUUCUCAGGUUACAUAUCACAGGUAUUAAAGAAUUACACUGACCAUGCCUGUGAUGGAGAAUAUGUGUCCCUGAGAUGUCCCCACAGAACCACCAUCAGCAUCCAGUCUUCUUUUUACGGCCGAAUUGUACCAAGCCAUCAGCUGUGCCCUUCUCGCUAUCCCCACUCCUAUGCAACUUUAAUUAAAGAAGAUGUUGCCUGUUCAGUUGGCACUUCUCUUCAGAAGAUGCUGGAUGAGUGCCAGGACAGGCGGAGCUGCCAGUUCCUCGUCAACAGCCGGCUCUUUGGGACGGACCCCUGCCCCGGGACUGGCAAGUACCUCCUUGUGUGGUACAAGUGCAGGCCAAAUGAAUACAAGAGUAAAGUAGCCUGUGAAGAUGACAAGCUGAGGCUGAGCUGUAAGAAGAGCAUGGUGAUAGCCAUUUACUCUGCUAUCUUUGGGAGGACACAAGGAGGCAGCCUGGAGUGCCCAUACCAAAACCUAGGAGUGCCCAUGAUUGAGUGUCAAUCAGCUACUGCUCUGCAGCUCAUGAUCAAGCGCUGUCACGGGAAAAGGAGCUGCAGCAUAUAUGCCAGCACCUAUGAAUUUGGAGAUCCUUGUUACCCAGGCAUCCAAAAGCAUCUUAAUGUCAUCUACACCUGUGUUCCCAAGAAGCUUCUGCAUGAAACUCAGGCAGGACCAACCAAUCAACAAGGGCAUCAGAAGUCACAUUUUCCGCUGCAGCCGAGAGCGUUUGACCCCAAUGUUAUAGGGGACGGCGUGUUCCUUUUGGAUGUCUCUCCUUCCAACAUAGAGCCAGCUCUCCCAGCAGAGAAGAAGAAGGGGAGGUCAGCCACUUUCUACCCUGUAGACAACACUCCCCUCCUGCUCCCUGUGGAUGAGACAGAACCGCCGGGGCUCAGCAGCAGCAGCAGCAGCAGCAGCAGCAUGGAGCCCGUGGGUGUUGGCACAGAGAUGGCCCUGCUCAGCAACAUCCUGGCAGCCUAUGCCUUCAUCACAGAAAACCCCGAGCGGGCUGCGCUGUAUUUCGUGUCCGGAGUGUGCAUUGGACUGGUGCUGACCCUGCUGGCCCUGGUGCUCCGGGUGUCCUGCCGGACGGACUGCAAGCGCUCCUCCUCCAAAAAACCUCCCCGGGAGCGGGAGAGCGACAGCGACAGCAGCGACAGCGACGACGACUCGGACACCACGUCGGACCUGUCGGCCCGCAGGCACCGCAGGUUCGAGAGGACUUUGAACAUGAACGUGUUCACCUCGGCGGAGGAGCUGGAGCGGGCGCAGCGGCUGGAGGAGCGGGAGCGCAUCAUCCGCGAGAUCUGGAUGAACGGGCAGCCCGACAUUCCCGGCACCAGGAGCCUCAACCGCUACUACUGAGCCAUGGGGGCUCCGUGCUCCUGCCCUGCGCCCCGGGGCUGCCCCACACCUCGGGGAGCAGAGGGAGGGGACAGUACAACAGGCAUCUCCCCUUUUCCCACCAGGUGUGCCGCCUGGAGCGCGUGGAUGGACAGCCGUGAUGAUUCCCAAAUCUCUCCCUGACAUAUUGGUAUCAGCCCUCUUCCCGGACGCUUUCUGGUUUCAAAGAAGUGAGUGCCAACUUGCCAACUUCACUUCCGAGCAGCAGGCAGGGAGGAGACAAUGGCAGCUCUCCCGUGUGGGAUGUGGCAUUGGGCACACCAUGGUGUGAGUGCUCCUUUCUUGGCUGGACAGCGAGGCUCUCCAGGAUCUGGUCUUCAUUUAGGAUUUUUUGGUUUCCCUUUCCCGAGGACUGUGAAAGAAUUGUGAACAAAAUGACAACUCUGAAAGAUGAUUUGGGGGAGGUGCAUCCUGACCAAUUGUCUUGUGACUUCAGAAGCCAUGAGAUUAACCUAAUUACGACCCAACAGCAAAUAGGACUUGUUAAGAACUGGGGGAUGGGAGGGAGGGGGAUUCUUCCAUCGUGAAAUCAUC
This is a messenger RNA of Melospiza georgiana, 2037 nucleotides long. RefSeq names its product protein eva-1 homolog C-like. The record is from RefSeq and is a predicted model, not a curated record. Bases 1 to 1464 code for a protein of 487 amino acids. Gene Ontology annotation, molecular function: carbohydrate binding. The transcript is spliced from 8 exons. Lineage: Eukaryota; Metazoa; Chordata; Aves; Passeriformes; Passerellidae.